Messenger RNA from Cherax quadricarinatus, 2739 nucleotides. Its product is annotated as beta-1,4-galactosyltransferase 4-like. Gene Ontology annotation, biological process: carbohydrate metabolic process. Gene Ontology annotation, molecular function: galactosyltransferase activity. The record is from RefSeq and is a predicted model, not a curated record. Gene Ontology annotation, cellular component: Golgi apparatus. NCBI's taxonomy places the organism in Eukaryota, Metazoa, Arthropoda, Malacostraca, Decapoda, Parastacidae.
CGAGUCAUCACCUAAGACCCGCGUCAGGAAACACUUAUCCUGUUUCCUGACAAACCUAACCUAGUGUACAAGAAGAAUGGAGGUGUAUUAUACAAAGUAGGGGAGUACUUGUACAACAGGGCUGAGGGUCCUGGUAGAGCGGUCACAUCAGUGGAAGUUAGUUGUGAUCCAGCCACCAGUGGCAGUGCCAGUGUUUUGAGAGAUCUACUAGUAACCUAACUCACCGCCUCUCCUACACCUAGCACAGGAUUAUAUUUUCGUUAGUAACCCGGAAGGAUGUGACGAUAUCAAGAGAGAAGUGUAUGUACUUCUCUGGGAGACAGCAAGUCAGGUCCGAGUGUCAUGUCUGACGUGACGUGACGGUACAUCAGUUGUAAGUGACGGUACAGCAGUUGUAGUGACGGUACAUCAGUUGAGUGACGGUACAUCAAUUGUGGAGUGACGGCACACCAAUCUUCAAGACCUGCCAUUAUAACAGACUUGGCGCUAGAUGGAAUACCGCGCCGUGAGUACUCUAGAACUCUAGUGUAUUCAAGUUAAGUUUGGUGCAUCAGUGCUCUAGUGUAUUCUUGACGUUGAAGACCUCUACAUGUGUACUCUAGCUAGACCAACAAUGUACUUAUAAUGGGCGUGGCCAAGUCAGUACUCUAGUUCUCUGGUAUGUGUGUGUAUAUAUGUCGAGUACCACUGCGUUAGUACUCUGGACUUCUAGUUUGAUGUUGUAUUUAUAGCAUUUAAGAUGGGUGUAGGGCGGUGUAUGCGAGGGUAUCUGGUGAGGCUGGCGCUGACUUGGGAGGCUAAGGCGUGUCUGCUGCUAUCAGCCACCGUGGUGCUGCUGCUGUGCGUGCUGCAGAGGGACCAGACUCACCUGCAGCUGCUGCAUGUCAGCGACGUCCCGAGAGAAUUACCUCAGGUCUCCACGGAAGGCGCUGGUGUGGAAGCCAGCAUGAGAGAAUCUACUUCUGAAGAUAGUGUUACACGCAGGGUUCUUCCCGGCUGCCCCUCUACCCCUCCACACCUCCGUGGAAAGUUGGAGGUGGAGGAGAACGUGAGUGUGAGUGAAGCUGAGGCCAGGCACGGGCUAGGAGUGAGGCCAGGAGGGUUUUCCUGGCCUCUACACUGUGACGCUCGCUGGUCGGUGGCUAUAAUUGUCCCGUACAGGGACAGGCAAUACCAGGUUGGGACCUUCUUGAACCACAUGCACUCGUUCCUGCAGCGUCAGCAGCUCAACUACUCUAUCUACCUCAUUGAGCAGGAAGGGACGGACCUGUUCAACAGAGCCCGCCUAUUGAAUGUUGGUUUUCUGGAGUCCCGCAAGGAGGGACCGUGGGACUGCUACGCUUUCCACGACGUUGAUAUGUUGCCGGAGAAUGACUAUCACCUGUAUCACUGCUCGGCUCAGCCACGACACCUGGCAGUCGCUACCUCCAACACCAAAUACCGGACCUACAAUUUCAAGUACUAUACUUACUAUGGAGGCGCUUGUCUCAUGACGGAGGCCCACGUGAGGAAGGUGAACGGCUGGAGUAAUAUAUACUGGGGUUGGGGAGGAGAGGACGAUGAUAUGUGGAGACGUAUAGCCUUCGCUGACAUGUCUGUGUGGAGGUAUCCUUCACACUACGCCAGGUAUAAGACUCUCCAACACAAGCCUCAGCCUGUGAAUAACAACAGGUACCAGAUACUAGAGCGCAACACUGGCAGAUAUCAUACUGACGGCCUAAACAGUAUAAACUACACUGUGAAGGCCUUUACCAGACACCCGCUAUACACACACAUCCUGGCAGACAUCGGCUCCAGUUGGAACAAUAGCCUCACACAUCUCUCGACGUCUGAGAUGCACAGAGAAUCCAGUCAGUGAAAACGUACUGUAAACCAGAAUCAAAGCGAAGACACACGUAGCGGAAUUAGCCUUUAUUGAGGCAACAUUUCGCUCUAUGGUGAUGAAAUGUACUUAUUGUGCUACGGGUCUGGGUACGCACUGGGUUCCUAGGGACAUCUGCAUUGUUCCUCUUAGUUCAACGUGAUACUUUAUAGUUAGAAAAGAGUAUAAACAAUUUAAUAUAUACCCGUUAAAAAUAUCAAGAAUUCGAAUAACAUCUUUAUUAAAAAAUUACAGUUAUACGUGUGAAUACGUAAUAUUACGGUGGUCAUAUUAGGUCUGUGUUCUUGUGUUCCGACAGACAGUCGUGUGUAAUUAAAACUUGUGAAAGCUUAGCUUAUUUAUUGUUACUACGAGACGGGAAUAAAAAUACUAAAGCAGAAAUAUCACACGAGAGACACCCAUAAGAACGGUACACGGAGAUUUACUACCGUUCUUCGUUGUUAAGCUUUGUUGCACUUGCAAGCUUGACGUACUACGCUCUGAUGAUGCUAGGACGCAGAAGAUUUUUUUUCACGAUAUGAUCUCGGGAAAAAUCCAUAUGCUUAGCAUACCUUUCCAUGGUAUUUCAGGUGCAGAUACAGUGCUGAAAACAUUAAAAAAGGAAGCUGGAAAUAUUUGGAAAAGACAUCUUCCACUUUACAUAGUUACGGGUAAAGAUGUUAUACAUGUAUUCUGUCAGUGAGACAGGAAAUUUUCUGCUUUGUGAUACUUCAGCCACUGUAUCAAGUACUGGAUCUUAAGAGGACAUCUGUUAGCUUUAAGCACUCAAAGUACUGUAUCUUACAGGACACAUGUUAGCCUUAAAUACAUAAAGCACUGAAUCUUACAGGACACAUGUUAGCCUUAAACACAUAAAG